Messenger RNA from Cotesia glomerata, 1575 nucleotides. RefSeq names its product growth hormone-regulated TBC protein 1-A-like. The coding region runs from base 106 to 1122 and encodes 338 amino acids. NCBI's taxonomy places the organism in Eukaryota, Metazoa, Arthropoda, Insecta, Hymenoptera, Braconidae. The record is from RefSeq and is a predicted model, not a curated record. The transcript has 5 exons.
CUUGGUAUGCUUGGUACAAGCAGGUACCAAUACUACCAACAAGAAAUUGUAGCAGUAGACUUUUACUAAAGUGGCUCCAAUGUUAUCAGUCCUCCCACGCAGGGUAUGGCCACCUCGUGUUUCAGCAAUGUGGACGAGUAUGGAUUUGAAAGGCCUCAAGAUUUUGACUAUGGAACGUACGAAGAUUUUAUGUCUGAAUACCUGAAGGUGCUAGCGAAGAGAGCAAAAAAAUGGGCUGACAUUACUGGAGAUGGAAAAUCGCUGGAACGUAGUAUCACUGUGAAAAGAUAUGUGCGAAAAGGAAUUCCAGGAGAGUACAGAGGAAUGGUGUGGUUGGCUGUAAGCGGAGGCGAGGACUUGAAAAACGCAAACCCAGAUCUGUACCAGAGAUUACUGAACGGGCCUCACAAUGACCAGGUUACUGAUAUUAUAAAGACUGAUCUCCCGAGGACCUUUCCUGAUAAUAUAUUUUUUAAUAACACUGUUAAUCAUCAGCACCAGCUGUAUAAUAUUUUGCUAGCAUUUGCACACCAAAAUGAGACUGUAGGUUACUGCCAGGGUCUCAAUUACAUCGCGGGAUUGCUAUUGCUUGUCACUAAGAGCGAGGAAACUGCGUUUUGGCUGCUUAAAGUAUUAAUUGAGAAGAUACUCCCGGAUUAUUACACGCCGACGAUGGACGGGCUGCUCACGGACAUUGAUGUACUAGCUGAGCUAGUUAAGCUCAAGAUACCUGAAGUUUAUGAGCAUGUUACUAAUUUAGGACUACCCUGGGCUGUUAUUACCACCAAGUGGUUUAUAUGCCUUUUUGCUGAAGUCUUACCAAUAGAGACAACUCUCAGGGUAUGGGACUGUCUUUUUUAUGAAGGCAAUAAAAUAAUAUUUCGCGUUGCUUUAACACUUAUUAAGAGGAAUAGAAGUAAUCUGGUGGCCUGUGAUGAUUUUGCGUUAUUGGCUGAUUGUUUUAAAGGGAUUACUAAAGAUAGUAUAGUGUUACAAUGUCACAAUUUUAUGCAGAGUAUUUUUAAAGUACCUGGAUCAUUACCUGGUAAUACAAUCGCAAAAUUGCGGACAAAAGUAUCUCAGGAACGAGCGAAGAACAAGAAAACAAAUUUAAAACGAUAGCAUUUAAAAUUCACACGAGUAUACACUAAUAAUUAAAUCUGGCUCUAGUCAAACCUAUCGUUUUAGUUUAAAAAAAAAAUACGUGCAAUUCUUAAAACAUUUUUUUUUAAUUAUCUAUACGUAUAUACACAAAUCAAUAUUUUGGUAACUCGUUUUAAAUGUUUCAAUGAAUUGUUAACUUUUAGACCGUUGUAUAAAUAAUUCAGUGUUCUGAUAAUAGCUUUAAAAAUUUUAUUUAAAUAUUUUACUCUUUUUUUCUCUCUAUUAAUUGUGUAAAUCGCUGGAUCGAUAAUUUUAAGUAAAUUUACUAAUAAUAAUUAUAAGAUAAUCUUGAUUUCAUUUGUGAUUUUUUUUUUCGAUUAAGUAUGUACAUUUUGUUGCCUAAUAAAUUUGUAAAAAUAAAUAACUACUUUUUUUCCAACAAAUCUUUCGCCUGGGAUAUUUUACUGGCUA